This is a messenger RNA of Leptopilina boulardi, 9178 nucleotides long. RefSeq lists its product as uncharacterized. The coding region runs from base 226 to 4956 and encodes 1576 amino acids. Gene Ontology annotation, molecular function: GTPase activator activity; protein binding. The record is from RefSeq and is a predicted model, not a curated record. The transcript is spliced from 23 exons. Gene Ontology annotation, biological process: regulation of small GTPase mediated signal transduction; activation of GTPase activity. Gene Ontology annotation, cellular component: cytoplasm. NCBI's taxonomy places the organism in Eukaryota, Metazoa, Arthropoda, Insecta, Hymenoptera, Figitidae.
GAGAGAGGCCUAUUCUCGUCUUCAGUAAGUCACCCUUAUAUUUCCUCAUGUUUUCCGGAAGGGAUGAUGUACAAAAGCGCUUGCGCCCCGGGAACCCUGAAGAUUUUCACGAGGCUCGAAGCGGCUGGAGAACCGACAGUCCUGCCGCAUCACCAAAACGCGUCACACAGUUGAAACACAGCACUUUGACUCGUCCAUAAAGGUCAACCAGACCCUUGCCAUGCGAUGUCGUUGCAGAGCCCGAGACUUCGACAUUACAGGACCAUGACAGCGAUUUGUUUUGUCUGCAAUUUACCGAUUCUCAGUCAUCAAGUGGGUCUAAUAUGGCAGGGCGGAAAUGGAUGGGACGAUCUUGUUCGGGAACAAGUCGAAGAAUCGACGCUAAAACAACGCCUUGGGACUGGAAGACGUGAUUCAGCAGCGCAGAUAACAUCAAUUUCACCUCCAAAUGAACUUCAAGAAACAUCGCCAACAAAUCAACGUCGAAGACGUUCGAGUUUGGCACAAUUGACUGACAUUUUAAGAGAAUGGGGUGGAGGUGGUACUUCAACAAAAGGUGGAAAGGGCAGUAAGCUAUCGCGACGUGAAACACUUGCUGAUAUUGCAAAAUCUUUACCAUGGUCAAGAUCGGCAACAACAGAUACCUGUCAUCCAACCAGUCAUUAUGCGAGUGUAAGAAAAAGACGAGAAAGUUCAGUUGACAGUGGCAUUAGAAGUCAAUUAUCAACAAAAGGACGAAGAGAUUCAGCAAUCAGUGACCUUAAAAAUGAUAUUGCCAAACUUUGGGGUAAAAAGGAACAACCACAACCUCAACAACCACCAACGGUUAUUUCACCAACUCCAAGAAGAGGAUCGGGAGAAUCUCGAAAUUCUAGACGAGGUUCUGGUGAGAGUGCAAGAUCGAGAAGAGAUUCUAUUGUUGGCGGACAAACGGGCAAUUUAGGUGAAAAGAAGCAGCACAAUUGUCGACAUCAUAGACGUAAACAAUCUCAACAAUCUAUUGAUCUUGGUGUUCCACCUGGAAAGUAUUACAGAAAUGAUCAAAGGCCAAGUGCAUCGAGUACAGAUAGCGGCGGAAGUUUUGCUAUUCGGGAUCAUUUGGAGACGCAAAGAAGUGCAGAGAAGACAAACAAUUUGGAAGCGAAGACGCCGACGACGACAAUUGAGAUGAAAUCAGUAUCAUGUGAAAGUAAAACAUUGACUUUAGAACCAAAUAUUAAUCCACCGACAAUCGUUAUGUCUUCAGUAACGCCGCCAUCAAUUUCGCCCAUUGCCGGAAGUAGUCUUCCACUUCCUGGAAAUUCAAAUUCCGGAAGUUCUAGUCCUGUUGGUUCACCUAAUGUGAGCACAACACCAACACAUCCAUUAUUGUCUACCAGAAGAGAUUCCACGACUCAGUGUUACUAUAAAGGAAAAGAAGUUUCUCCGAAUAAAAUACCGAGAUUAACUAGACAAUCUGCUGCCAUGGAUGAAUCUCUGCCUCCAAGUGGAAGACGAGAGAGUCAACCGACAUUAUCACCAGAUCCCGAUGACGGAGGUCGAAAAGCGCGAAGAGAUUCCCUAAGUCCGGAUUCAGCCUCUUAUCCAAGACGUCGUGAUUCAAAGAGUCAUUUGAGUCCAGACAGAAAUGCGGAUAAAAGAGAUAUUAGUCCAAUUAGACAGAGAAAAGCUCGACUUCGAAGACAAUCAACUUCCAUCGCUGGUCGAGCUCCAAGAUCUCCUGAUAGUUCGUCGUGUUCUUCGAGAGAUCCAAGUCCAUGUGCAAGAGCACCUGGAAGUAUUCAACAUGCUCCAAUAAUUAGAAGACAAUCAACGACAGAAGAAAUUUUAAUAGCACGUGGUUUUAGACGACAAAGCACAACUGAGGAAAUGAUUCGCUGUCGAAAUUUUCGUAGACAGAGUUCACAAAGCGAUGAUACAGUUCGUACACUUUCCCUUAAACAUGUUCAAAGGUAUCGAGGCAGAAGAGACAGUUCAGCACAGAUAACAGAUGGAACAUUUGCAACAAUGACAGUCGAGACUUCGAGCACUUUUUUUGACAGCAGCACACAGACUGAACCGUCCCCAUUAUAUGACAACAAUCACUAUCACGAGGAGUGCCUAAGAUGUAACAGCUGUGGCCUCAAUCUUACAGGACCGAAUCAAAAACGAGCACGAAGAUUCAAGAAUCAAAUUCUUUGCGACCUGCAUUUUGCGGACGUCGCGCUGAUGGAGUGCUCAGACUUUAUGCAACAAUUGCGCAGCUUCAAGCCCCAAAGUUUAGGCUGCGCAGUUGCUAGAAGAAAAUCUUCAACAACCCUCAUCUUCCCUCUACCACCACAGGCUUGUUCAGAUGAAUUUUGUCAGGAGUUUCCUCACAAUUUAAUACCAACGCCGGGUUAUUGGAUUGAAUGCUCGCGACAACAAGUCACAUCGGACACAAUUUGGGAUGAGAGUGAAAGUGAUCGCGAUGCCACUGAUCCUGAACAAGUUGAAGAACGUGAACAGGAACAAUUUAAACAGAGACGUGAUUUUUGUUUAUUUGAGGAAAAUGAAGUUGAUACCGAUGAUAUUCCAAGAAAGAAAACCACAAUUGAAGAACAAUGGGAAAAAAAUCUUGGUUUUGAAUUGACAUCCGUUGAACAAGAAACAUAUGAAAGGUAUUUUUAUGGCUCCGAACAUUGGAAUUACUUUACUAAUGACGAGGAUCUUGGACCUGUUAUCUUGAGUAUUAAGCAAGAAACUAUUAAUGGGAGGGAUCAAUUUCGAAUUCUUGUCAGAGCUAUCAGCUAUACCGUUCACGGACUUAUACCAGCAAGUUGUGUUUUUGCUGAUAGAUACAAUCGAGAAGAAGUCGUUCGAAGUUUAGGAAAAGAGGUCAAUAUUAAUCCCCCAUUGACUUUGGGACAACUGCCUGAUACUCCAGAAGAAUUGCUAAAGCUUGACCAAGUGUUCAUAAAAUCUGAAUUAAAAGUGGGAGUCAUUUAUGUUCAAGAGGGACAAUACACCGAAGAAGAAAUACUUGACAACAAUGAGAACUCAUUUUUAUUUGAAGAAUUUUUAUACAUCCUUGGCGAAAAGGUCAGACUGAAAGGAUUUGAUAAGUACAAAGGUGGCCUUGAUACUGUUCACGAUUUAACUGGCAUUUUUUCCAUUUACACCAAUUGGAGAGGAAUUGAAAUAAUGUUUCACGUUUCAACAUUACUGCCCUAUGAAAAACAUGAUACACAAAAGCUCCAAAGAAAGAGGCAUAUAGGUAACGAUAUUGUGUGCGUUGUCUUUUUGGAAGCAGACAAUACCAGUUUUAGUCCAGCAUGUAUAAAAUCACAUUUUCUUCAUACAUUUAUAUUAGUUCGAGUGAGUCCGAAAAUAAAAAGGAAAAUUUCAAGAUACGAAGUUUCCGUUGUGACGAGAGAUGAAGUCGGUGCUUACAAGCCUUAUCUUUGGGAACAAAGUGUUUUUGAGAAAGGUCCAAUGUUUCGAGAAUGGGUCCUUACAAAAAUUGUAAACGGCGAGAGAGCGAGUUAUUCUGCGCCAAAAUUCGCGAGAAUGCAAGAGAGAACAAGAAGUCAAAUGCUCGAGGAUAUUGUUGCCAAUUUAGCGAAUCAUGCUGAAACGGGACAGAUUCCAAAACCUUAUAGACGUGGUUCCUGGAGACCGAUUGGUCAUAUGAGACCGUCUUCGCCUUUAUUGGACUCUGUUCGAGACCAAUUUGAAGAUUAUGAUCAAUUAGCGAAAGAUUUUACGAAAGUAUUUUUGAAUAGUGCAGAAAAUGUCACAUUAAACGCAAGUCUAUUUGAUGUUUCAUUUUUGGUUCCUGGACAUCAGAAACAAAAAGUUCGAUUUAUAGGUGUCCGCGCAAUUUUAGGUGUCAGAAGCAGAGUUUUUCAAGAAAUGUUAUACGGAAUCCAAGCUGGUUUUGGAAGUCCGCAAGUUCCUGUGGCGGAAUUAUUGGCGAGGCCGGCGCCAACUUUGCUCAGUCCGCAAAAGCCAAAGAGUUCAAAUUUUCUUCAAGUGCCGGAUAUGGAAAGUCCAAGGCCCAAAAGUGUUCCAUCGUCGCCAAUGGUGAAAAGGGCAUUUUCACGAUUAGGAACAAUUACUGCCGGGUGGGGAAGAAGCAUUAAAAAACAUGGAAAUCCAUUGCAAAGUGAAGAUCGUAAACGAUGGGCCAGUUCACAGGAUUGCAGUAAAGAUAAAGAACUUAAGGAAAAGGAAAAGGCGGCGCAAUCGUUAGCAGUUCCAAGAUUGAGUGUAUGCGCUGAUGCUCAAAAAGUUGAUCGAGCCAAAUUGGCACAAACUGAAUUCGAUAUAAUCGAAUUUGAUCCAGAGACAUUUCGAAUUCUUUUGGAUUAUCUUCACACGGGCUCUUGUCCAUUGACAUGUAGCAAUAUUCCAGGCUUAAUUUGUGCCGCCGAGCAUUAUGAUCUACCGGAACUUUUGCAAGCAUGCUUUCAUCAUGCAAAACAAUUUUUACGAAUUGAAAUUGUUUGCGUUAUGUUGUGCGCAUUGGAAAAUUAUUAUUGGCGUUACACAUCAGCCUCGGAAUUGGUGAAUAUGAUUCUUGCCUUUGUUGAAACAAGGGCAUAUCAACUUUUUCAAAAUGAAGAUUUUCUAACAUUGAGCGAGUCAAUGGUUCAAAUGAUUAUGAGCCGUGGACUUGAAGUGGUGGAAAUUAAAAAAUUUGAGGCAAUGCUCAGCUGGGCGAAGCAUCGAAUUGAAACUAAAUCUUAUAAAAUUGAUGCUAAAAUGGAAUUCGAUUGUAUUAUGGAACGACUUAGCAGAGAUUUAAAAUUGGUCAGGAUAACACCACAAGAACUUAUUCGAAUAGUGUUGCCUUCAAAGGCAAUAAAAAAUGAAAGAAUUUUGGAAACACUGAUGUAUCAGGCAAAUUCAGGAAUUUACAGAAACGUUGACCGAUAUUUGGAGGCCUAUCAAAACAGGAUACAAAAUCAAGAAAGUUAUGAUUGUGGAUUAUGAAAAUCAUAAAUUGCAAAAGUUAGUAGAAAAACAAAAUAUUUAUUGUACCAUGGAAUCAAAUACUUGGUCUACAUUAAUUUUGUAAUUUCCACAAAAUUUUAUACAUAUUUUUCCUUCAAUUAAAUUAUUUAUAAUUACAUAAUGUUAAUACAAAACAAAAGAAAUGAAAUUUUCUCAUUCCAUUAAAUUUUAUAUUUCAUUUCUAAUUAGCAAAAUGAAGAAUGGUGCUAUAUACAAUUCUCUAUUAAAUUAUAAAUAAUGAACUUGUAUAAAUUGUAGAAAUUACAAAAAAAAAAAAAAAUUGUUCACGAGAACCAAAAGCGCUCAAAAUUUUCGUAACAAGGAAAGUGAAUAACAAUGGACAAUGUUAGAUCUACCAAAAUACAAAGACAUAAGAAAAUUUUAAAAAUCAAGAAUUUUUCUUGAAUAUAAAGUAAUAAAAAUAAAAUGAAGGGAAAUUUUUUUUUAGAAAAAAAGGAAAAAAUAACUUUUUGGUGUGUGUGAAGCUGAGCAAAGUCUGAUAUAAAAAAAAAAUUAAUAAGUGGUUGCAAUAAAUCACCUAUAACUUAAAAUGCACCACGUGCAUAAAUUAAAAAUUGCGAUAUCAAAAUGCAGAAAAAUGCACAAUUUUUUGCGUAGUUUAGAUAAAAAAAAAAAAGAAUUUUAAGAAAAAUUAUCAAAAUUUUUGCCGAUAUGCGCAUUAAAAAGAAAAUCAGCGCUUUUUCACGAAUAGGUAAAAUCUUAAUUUAUAAGUACAUAAAAAAUAUAUUACGAGUUAAAUGAAAAGGGAGAAAAAUGAAACUUGGUCCUCCAUAAAAAUGUUUUUUCCAUAUUUAAUUUUUUAAUUUUAUGUUUAAAAAUGCAUAAUUUUAAAAAAUGCAAAUUUAAAAUGAAAAAUUUAACGUCACCGGAUUUUAAUUUUAAAAAAUUGACAUUUAAAAUGUCAGCAUUCAUACAAAAUUAAUUUUUAAAUUUUUAACAAACACAAAAAAGGCCAAAAAUGACAAUCUGUAUGAUAUAAAAAGACAUUAUUAAUUAUUAAUAAUACAAUAAAGUAUUAACUAAUCAAUAUAUAAAUUAUAAAAAAAAUAUAUAUUGCAAACAACGUUAAUAAUGUACUAAAAAAAAGACAUACAUAUUGCUAUAUAAUUAAAUAAUAAAUUAAUAAUAAUGCUGUAUGAUGAAAGCGUUGAUGUUGAAUGUGAGAUAAUAAAUAUUUGGAGUCUGUUCUGUUUUUCUAUUGUAGAUUUUGUAUCUUCAAUAUUCUAAGUCAGAGAUUCUAAAAAUAUUAAAAAUAUAUAAAAGGAAAAAAAAGGAUAAUAGCAAAACCCACAGUUUUUUAAAGUGCAAAGUGCUUCUCAAAAAAAAAAAAACUGGAGAAUCGCGUCAUUAAAAAAAAGAUAUUAUUGGUUUUCCUCUUACGUGACAAAUAAACAUAUCGAGUUUGUGAAAAAUAAAUCCCACUUUUAAAUUUAAAAAAAAAUUAUUUUCUAUUUUUAAUUACUAAAAGAAAAUAAAUAAAUUUGAGUCACGAAAGGGAAGAAACCAAAUAUUGCUUAGUGUUUUUUAUCCAUAAUAAACCUUUAAUGAUGUUUCUGGACACAAGCAAAAUAUAUAUCUUGUUUAAAAUAUAGUAAAAGAACCGUAAAAAGGUCUGUAGAUAGUUAAAAACAAAACAAAAACAAAAAAAACUCAAAGCGAAAAAAUAUUUUUGACACGAUCUGUGUGUUAAACUUAUUAAAUAUGAGAAUAUUAUUUGGAUUGUAAUUUACGAUUUUUAAAAACAUUUUAUAUACUUUAAUGAAAUGAAAUAGUCUUCUUAUUUUACAACAUUUUCUAGUUUUCUUUAAAUUAAUUUAUAUAUACAAUAUUUUGAACUUCCGAAAAAUAUUGUCAAAUUUAUUUUACAAUUUUUUAAUUUAGAAAAAAAAUUUGUAAAAUAAACUUAACAAUUUAUUAAAUAUAUUUUUUAUUAAAUUUCGAUUUUAUAUGGUAUAUAUAUUUACGAACAUUAUAAAUAAAAGAUGAAAAUAAAAAUCGUCAGCUUCUUUUGUAAAUAUAAAAUAUUUUCCAAAAAUGAUAUGUCUUCGUAACCCAAAUGUGUAAUUUUCGUUAAUUUAUUUAAAAAUAAUGCGAGAAAUGACGUAUAUAUAUAUAUAAAUAAAUAUGUAGAAAUAAGUGAUUAUCGAUUCACCUGAAGAAAAACUGGGAGAUCGCCAAAAAAAAACUGUUAAGUGUCUUAUUGUUCAGGCAAAAGGUUGAACAAAAGUUGAUCCUUAAUGAGUCACUAAUUUUUCCCAAUACAAUAGAACAGUGUUUUUAAACAAAUUUCGAAUAAAUUUACUUGAAAUAAAAAAACUUUCUUAUCAAAUCAAAAGUAAGUUAAAUUUUGUUUCAUUAAUUGAGAAAAGUAAAUUUGAAUAUUUAUUAUUUUAUUAACUACUUGUGAUAAUGCAAUAAUUAGUGUUUAAUAAUAAUUAAUAACAAUUAUAGAUAAUUGAAUAAUUUUUAAAAAUUGAAUGUAACUGACUUUUUUUAAUUAUUAAUAAAUCCUAAUAAUUUAUUAUUUUAUUUAAUUGAUAAUUAAAAAUUUGGAGAUAGGACUUUCUUUCAAUUUUAUUUUGAAGAAAUAAUUUUCUUUUGCCAUUCAAUUGUCAUGAUUUUCUAAUGACGAAAAAAUUUUGUAAAGCGAUCAACUUAAAAGUACAGCCAUUGCCGCCUACUGUUCAACCGUACAUGUAACUAUAUAUGCUAAUAAGCUGACCGUAAAAAAAAGAAAUAUAUUGAAAAUGAUAAAUAUAUUAGAAAUAUACACACGACGACAGAGGAACGAAAUAAAGUUAUAAUAUAUUUUGAACCACGUGAUAAUAGAGCUUGCGACGGGUGUUAAAAACUCCACGUAGUUUUACGUUUAUAUCAUAUAUAUAAAAAAAAAAGAAAAUCAUUGAUCAUUUUCAAAUGAAAAACAAAAAAAAAAUACACCAAAACUUGUUUUUAUAAUUAAAAUAUUAGGACCUUUUAAAAUUGUUCUAGUCAUCUUGCAGAUAAUAAUUAUAUACAUAUACAUAUAUUAUAUAUUAUAGCUAAUUUUUUGAAUAUCAAAUGAAAAAAAAAGAAAUAAAAAAUAAGAGAAUAUACGAAUGAAAAAAAAAAUAUAUUACAUUUUCACAGUUCCUCUCGCUCAUUGAUUGUUAACAUGUUCAAUUUUUUCUUCUUGUAUCAAUCAUCUUUCAUCACUGUUAUUAAAAAAAACAUUGUUGUUGUUGUUUCUGCUGCUGCGACGAUCAUUAUUAAAUUGAACGAGAUAAAAAAAAAAACUUGUUUGUUCCUAUUGAAACUAUAUUGUAUAUGCAUAUAUAUUAUAAUAUAAAUUAUGUCAUCUAUCGUCUACCUGUGAUCAGUGUGGAUAGUCAUUUAGAAUCAUUAAAUUAUUAAGCUCAUGAGAAUUUGUUAGUAAAAUUCAAUCGGUAGAUAGAUUAAAAACCUCUGUAUAAUACAUAUAUAUAUUAAUCAUUAAUUUGCGACGUAAAAAAUGAAUAUUUUACAAAUUUGUUACUUUUAACACACAAUUUUAAAAAUCAGAAAUUAAUUUUUUUAGCUACGAUAUAAAAUAGCGAUUAGUAGAAUUUUUUUAAUUAUCUUUCAUAUUUUGAUUUUUUUUUCGAAAAAAAAUCCUUUUUAAUAUCAAAACGAAUUUAAAAAAAUUAAUUUCUGAUAAACCGUGUGUUCUUAACUUUUAUUAUAUAAUAAAAAAAACAAAAUUCUGCUGAGAUUUUGGUACUCGUCUUUGUCGGAUUCGCGUGGUAACGAAUACAAAACAAAAAAAAAAAGGCAACAUGUGGAACUAUAUGACAGAAAUUUAUUGUACAUGAAGCUACUGUGAUUACUGUUGAAAAAUUAAAUAUAUAUAUUAUAUAUGUAUAUGUAUGUAAAAAGAAAAGAAAUAUACACAGAAAAUACACACACGCAUAUAUAUACAUAUAUAUAAAAAAAAAAUAUGCCAUACUUAAGACAUAUUUCAUUCGUUUGCAGCAGUUCGAUGAUUCUCUUCCUAACAGCAAUGCUGAUAUUUUUACAGAAAUCAGUCGAAAAAAAAAUAAUAAUGUACAGAAACCAGAAAGAAAAAAAAAAGCAAAAUAGAAAUGGUUAUACAAUUAAGAUUGAAAUAGUUAUAUAGUUAAUGAAUUCGACAAUGACUCAAUAAACUGAAACUUUCUUUCAA